Ochotona curzoniae (black-lipped pika) is the source of this 2490-nucleotide messenger RNA. RefSeq names its product cadherin 16 (gene CDH16). Gene Ontology annotation, biological process: calcium-dependent cell-cell adhesion; cell-cell junction assembly; multicellular organism development. NCBI's taxonomy places the organism in Eukaryota, Metazoa, Chordata, Mammalia, Lagomorpha, Ochotonidae. The coding region runs from base 1 to 2490 and encodes 829 amino acids. The record is from RefSeq and is a predicted model, not a curated record. The transcript is spliced from 17 exons. Gene Ontology annotation, molecular function: calcium ion binding; cadherin binding. Gene Ontology annotation, cellular component: adherens junction; plasma membrane; catenin complex.
AUGGUCCUGGCCUGGUUGUGGCUGCUUUGCCUCUCUGUCCCCCAGGCUGCCCCGGAGGUCCCGCCCGCUGAGCUACAUGUGGAAGUCCCAGAGAACUACGGAGGCAAUCUGCCUUUGUAUCUGGCCAAGUUGCCACUGCCUCACAUGGAAGUUGGAGGGCAGAUCAUGCUGGCAGCUGAUCUGGGUGUGGCAGCUGAAAGCCCCUUUGCGGUGGAGGCCGAGUCUGGUUUCCUGCUGGUGACCAGGGUCCUGGACCGAGAGGAGCAGGCAGAGUACCGACUGCAGGUGACCCUGGAGGCUGAGGAUAGGCGUGUCCUGUGGGGUCCACAGCCUAUGACAGUGCGUGUGAAGGAUGAGAAUGACCAGGUGCCCCGGUUCUCCCAGGCCAGCUAUGCAGCUCAGUUGAGCCAGGGCACCAGGCCUGGUGUUCCCUUCCUCUUCCUCGAGGCUUCAGACGGAGACGAGCCAGGCACGGCCAACUCGGAUCUUAGAUUCCACAUCCUGAGCCAGACCCCGGCCCAGCCUUCUUCAGAUGUGUUCCAGUUGGACCCUCGCCUGGGGGCUCUGGCCCUGCGCUGGGAGGGGAGCGCUGGCCUAGACCAUGCCCUGGAGGGCUCCUACCAGCUCUUGGUACAGGUCAAAGACAUGGGUGACCAGGCCUCAGGCCACCAGGCCACUGCCACAGUAAAGAUCUCUGUGGUGGAGAACACCUGGACGCCCCUAGAGCCGGUCCACCUGGCCGAGAACCUCAAAGUCCCAUACCCACACCAUCUGGCCCAGGUCCACUGGAGUGGGGAUGCUGUGAGCUACCACUUGGAGAGCCAUCCCCCAGGGCCCUUUGAUGUGGACAUGGAAGGGAAGCUCUAUGUGACCAGCGAGUUGGACCGAGAAGUCCAGGCAGAGUACCUGCUCCAGGUGCAGGCUCAGAAUUCCCACGGGGAGGACUACACGGAGCCCCUGGAGCUACAGGUGGUGGUGAUGGAUGAGAAUGAUAACGCACCUGUCUGCCCCCUGCCAGGCCCGCCAAUCAGCAUCUCUGAGCUCAGUCCCCCAGGCACUGUAGUGACCACGCUGUCAGCGGAGGACGCGGAUGCCCCUGGCUCCCCCAAUUCCCACAUUGUGUAUCAGCUGCUGAGCCCUGAGCCGGAGGAGGGAGCCAGGGGCAGAGCCUUCCAGCUGGACCCUGCUUCAGGCAGCCUGAGCCUGGGAGAUGUCCAACUCCAGGCUGGCCAGAACCUCCUUCUGCAGGUGCUGGCCAUUGACCUGGCCGGAGCAGAGGAGGGCCUCAACAGCACGUGUGAGGUGGAGGUGAAGGUCACAGACGUCAACGACCACGCUCCUGAGUUCACCACUUCCCAGAUUGGGCCUGUAAACCUCCCUGAGGACACGGAGCCCGGGACUCUGGUGGCCACACUCACAGCCACUGAUGCUGAUCUUGAGCCUGACUUCCGUCGCAUGGACUUCGCCAUUGAGGCAGGGGAUGCAGAUGGGACCUUUGGUCUGGAUUGGGAGCCAGAUUCAGACCAUGUCCAACUCCUCCUCCGCAAGAACCUCAGCUAUGAGGCCGCUCCAAGCCACACAGUGGUGGUGGUGGUGAGGAACGUGAUGGAGCUGGUGGGCCCGAGCCCAGCUCCUGCAUCCACGGCCACCGUGACUGUGCUGGUGCAGAAGGCAGCGCCACCGCCCAGGUUGGAACAGGAGAGCUAUGAGGCCAAUGUCCCAGUCAACACCCCAGCCGGCUCCUUCCUGCUCACCAUCCAGCCCGUAGAGGCCUGGAGCAAGGCCCUCAGGUUCUCCCUGGUCAAUGACUCAGAGGGCUGGCUCUGUAUCCAGAAAGUCUCUGGGCAGGUGCACACAGCCCGCUCACUGCAGGGCGCCCAGCCUGGGGGCUCCUACACAGUGCUGGUGGUGGCCCAGGAUGCAGAGGAACCAAGGUUGAGGGCUUCUGCUGCUCUGGUGAUCCACUUCCUGAAUGCCCCUCCGGCCCGGGCCAUGCCACUGAGCCCCAUGCUCACCCGGCACCUCUGCACGCCCCGCCAGGACCAGGGCGUGCUCGUCAGCGGCCCUGGAGAGGACCCCAACGUGGCUUCUGGGCACAGUCUCUACAGCUUUGCCCUUGGUCCCAAUCCUACGGUGCAGCGUGACUGGCGACUCCGACCCCUCAACGGUUCCCACGCCUUUCUCACCCUGGCCCUGCACUGGGUGGAGCCAGGUGAGCACAUGGUCCCUGUCGUUGUCAGCCAUGAUACCCAGGUGUGGCAGUUCUCUGUACCAGUGGUAGUAUGUCGCUGCAACACGGAGGGGCAGUGCAUGCGCAAGGUGGGCCGCAUGAAGGGCAUGCCCACCAAGGUGUCGGCCGUGGGCAUCCUCGUGGGCACCCUGGCUGCCAUAGGCUUCUUCCUCAUCCUCAUCUUCACCCACAUGGCACUGGCAAGGAAGAAGGACCUGGACCAGCCGGCAGACAGUGUGCCCCUGAAGGCAGCAGUCUGA